AUGCCUUCGGCUUACAAGAGCAAAGGCAAAGGCCGCGACGCACGCCAGUCGCGUAGUCGCAAUACCACCCCAUCCAGCGCUAGUGCCCCUACGAUUCCAGGACCUCCGCUUCAGAAUUACCUGGAAAAUGAUGUAACCAAGCUCAUUGAUUUGGCUAAUGGCCAAUACUCCAAUGUAUUGGACCUGUUGGCCGCGCAGAAUAUCCCCGAUUCGAAAACACUCGAAGCCUUAGUGGAACACCUGAAGAGUCUCAGUGAUAUGGCUGAUGCUCGGGGUGAAGUCUGCAAUGCGGGGAUGCGGGAGAUGUCCCAGAAGCGCAAGGAAGUGAUGGAGGACCAGGAGCUUGACCGUGAAGUCCGAGACCGAGCAAGAUUGAAGCGCGAGACAGAAGAAGAGGAUGAUAUCCACAAGGGCGGGAAGCUGAAAAAGCGGAAAGAGCGCGCGAGUGCAAAGGAGGAGAGGCCAUUGACCCAUGGAGCUCAUCAGAUUGGACGCCAGGAUGGUGCUGAGACCAAGAUUGAGGGAGCGGCCUCCCCAGCAUCGAAAAUCUCCAAGCGUGCUGCAUCCGAUGACAGCUCCUCGCUCUCACCACCCUCCAUGAUGUCUCCCAACGGUGCGACCACCGCUGGUGACGGGGCAGCUCCCCCCGGCUCCCCCGGCUCUGAGACCAGCAAUGAAUCACACCAACCUGAACCAGCUCCUGCUGUGCCUCAAAUCCAAAUCUUCGGUGACAAUCCACUGAAGUUUGACGAUCCUACCAUUUACGACAUACGCGAUGUUCACCCGGAUAUGACUGAUGAGGAGAAGAAAGAGAUUUACAGCGUUGCUCGAUUCCCCAAGAGCGACCUCGCCCAUAUGCUAGCUGGUGUUGCUCCCGACAAAGACUUUAGCAACGCGAAGCCAUCCAAUCAAGUCAGCGCCAAUACUUUCCUCACGUACAUUGAGCCGUACGUUCGGCCUCUUACUGAGGAGGAUAUUGCCUGGCUGAGAGAGCGAGGAGAUCGCGUCACUCCAUUCAUCAUCCCACGUCGCGGAAAGAAGAGCUAUCGUCAGCUUUGGGCGGAGGAAGAUGGUGUAUCCUACGAUUCGAGCCAAGAUGACAAGGAUCAGCUCCCAUUAAACCAAGGCCGUGGCAGCAUCGACACAUUGACUGAUGAGAAAGCGGAGACGAACGAGGUCUCUGUCGGACCCCUUCUGAGCCGACUCUGCUCACUCUUACGUUACGAGCACCGAACCCUCCCCGACGAUAAUGCAAAUUCAACUACAAGCGAAAGCGGCCUUGGUGGAGACGCAAUGGAGCUUGACCAACCCAAUGGCGAACCAGAAAUCAAGAACGAGAAACAAUCACAACCUCCUGCAACAGCUUUCCGCGACGCCGAUCCAAAUGGCUUCAAGACUUCUGUCGCAAAACUCGAUCAUGCCCAACUCGACGAGCGUGCCAAGGCCGAGCUUCGAUACAUCGGAUUCCUCGGCGCGGAUGAUAACCCAGACUAUGACGCGCACUACGACGAUGAGGUUGCCGAGCGUCUCCGCCUUCUACAAGGAGAGCUUAAGAAACAAAUUGUCACCAAUAACGCGCGCAAAGCUCGCAUCCUAAAGAUCGCCCAGGAGCACAUGGCCAUGCUCGAAUUCACCACUAUCCAAGACGACCUCGACACUCAGGUCCAGCAGGCUUAUCUCAAGCGCACUCGUACCAUGGGCAAGAGCAAAAAGGGUGCUCAGGCUAAACAUCGACCCGGCGGUGCGGGUGGUGGCAGCCACGUCGCUGGCGCUGCGGGCAUCUCUCGUCCUGCUGUUGGAGACGCCGCCAAGAUUGUCAUGGAUCGUCGCCGCCGCUGGAACGAGGCUUUCCUGCCUAUCUUCGAUGAUAUCAAGACUACUAUUCCUUCGGAGGAAGAGUCGAUCUUCGACCCGGCUGUUAUGGCCGAGCAUGAAAAGGCUGAACUUGAGAACUGGGAGGAGGAGUAG
This is a messenger RNA of Penicillium antarcticum, 1968 nucleotides long. Its product is annotated as histone acetyltransferase NGG1. The record is from RefSeq and is a predicted model, not a curated record. Gene Ontology annotation, cellular component: SAGA complex. Gene Ontology annotation, molecular function: transcription coactivator activity. The transcript has 3 exons. Bases 1 to 1968 code for a protein of 655 amino acids. Lineage: Eukaryota; Fungi; Ascomycota; Eurotiomycetes; Eurotiales; Aspergillaceae. Gene Ontology annotation, biological process: regulation of transcription by RNA polymerase II.